Molecule: messenger RNA, 1879 nt
Organism: Daldinia loculata
Lineage: Eukaryota; Fungi; Ascomycota; Sordariomycetes; Xylariales; Hypoxylaceae
Exons: 2
Coding region: 512-1597 (361 amino acids)
Source: RefSeq, a predicted model, not a curated record
GGCUAAAGCUUACAUCGCAAAGGAACUCCGAACGGUACCUUUCCUCGUGAUGAUGCUGAUUUGAAUUACUUCAAAUCCAACAUAUGCAAUUCGUGAGAAGGGUUGUCAUUAUUUCUUCAACUUCUUCCCUUCCCCGACAUGUAUUAUUAGUAUUAUUAGUAUACCUGCGCACCUACCUAGGUACCUAUCUUGUGUACCUUCCCUAAUAACCUGACUCAGUACAUGUAACCUAGGAUAUCAAGGUUCUGUCCAACUCAGAACGUCAUUUUCGUCGGUUCCUUUGUCUACCUGGCAAACAUCUUUUAGGUCACCACCACCACUUUCAAGUUUCACGCACACAACACAACACACACAUAAUACACACCCUGAAAUAUUCGCCAAUUUCUCAACUCUCUUCUUUCCUCAGCUAAACUCGACCUUCAUUCAAAAAGUUAGCGACCAGCCGAGUACCAUACCCUCAACGACAACUAAACCUCCAUAUCGCAUCGCCACUUUGUACUAGUCCAUCAGAAUGGCGGACAAUCUCUGCGGUCCUUCGACCGCUCCCAAAUCACUAUCCCGACACUUUGAACAGGACCGUUCUCUACAGCAAGACCGAUUCGCUUCUUCUGCCGGACCCUCCAGCGGCGUUCACGAUGCGACACAGCGCUUUCGCAGCCUUAACUUAGGCGACAACAGAUUCACGUCGGAUUUCUCAGGAUUUCAAAAUGCAUCCUUUAUGGAUAUCUCCCCUGACGUUAGAAAUUGGAAUCACAAUCACCAAUUAGUCCCUUACCCAUCCUUUGCUAACGACGAUGCCUUCUCCCCCAUCGAUCGCGUCAACCCUUCAACGCGCCCUAGAGUUGCCCCCGAGCGCUUCAAUACCUCCUCCCGAACUAGCGCUACCGCCGCCACCAUCCCCACCAUACCCAUCAUGUCUACUCCUGUAGGCCCUUCCACGACGACUCAUUUCCCAAACCUCGUCGCUCAACGUCGUACAGACUGGGCCAACGAGUUCAACCAGAGGAUGGCCCGUCGCGAUUUCAGUCAGAUGAAUCAAAGCUUCGGUCCUCCUGGACAGGCAUUCAGACCUAUGAACGCCUAUGGUGAAAACAUGUUGCGGCAGGAUAUGGCCAUCCGCCCUAACCAGGUCCCCGGCCCCAAAGACGAUCUCGACUUCGACGCCGAGCUACGUGCCUGGGCUGCUGCCAAUAGUCCUGAGACGCAAGCUCAAGCUAACGCGUGGCUUCAUGUUGAGGACACCUCUGCAGGCGGCCGUGUUCGCGCCACACAGGCUACUACACAGUCGACUGAUUCUCAUCAACUUACCAUGCAGAAUCUGACUACCCUCGAGCAAGAGACCGUUACGGUAGUCGAGCACCCCUCGAGCGGUUUGGCCGAAUCCACAACUGAGACGGAGGAGAUGGCUCAGUCUCGAGGCAAAGAGGAUUCGGAACUGGCCAUGGCCGCGCAGCAGAUCCUAGAUUCUGUCUCGGGGAACAAGUCUGAUAAGUUCAAGAACUCUGGCUUCAUUCAGAUGAUGCAGAAGAUUGCGGCGCAGGAGCUGGUCGUUCGGGAUAACAACUUGGUUGAAUUUCCCCAAACGACUGCCAACUAAAUUGAUAUUGAUUGCUAAUACUGACACCGAGGCGCCGUCACUGAAAGAGGUGGCGUUGAAGCCCGUUGCUGUCGAAGACUCAUUUUUAUGAGUAGGGCUAGGACUGAUUAAGGAGCGAGAUGCUUUACAGGCACGCGUUGAUUUUUACUAGUAUGUAGAAAUAACAUACAUCAUGAUACCCUACAGUGCUGUGUUCUAUUACCGGCUGUGCAUGUUUCUUUAUUGCGAGUCGUAAUUCAUAAUCUCCUAUAAUAAGCAAGCUCUAUGUGGAUAUUGCCUAUA